UACUGUGCUGCACCAAUAUAGGCUGUCUUGCCUGAGAAACAGCCCAGACGAGUGAGAGUGAAGUCCGCUUCUGGGUAGGGACAGAAUUAGAUAAGAGAGAGAGAGAGAGAGAGAGAGAGCGGAGGAGAGCCAACCGAGAAAUGGGAAGAUCCACUUCUUGUUUCAAACUCAUUACAUGCGGGAGCGAUUCUGUCAACAAGGACCAACUCGAUGUCUCUGAGACCAAGAGUUCUGGUGACAAGCGCGGAUGGAGUUUCCGGAAGAGAUCUGCAAGACAUCGGGUGCUAAGCAAUUCUGUAAUCUCGGAAACUGCUUCUUCUGGAAACAAAGGAAGUCCAGAAUCUGCUGCUCCUAACUUUCAACAGGCAGAUAACUCUACUGUUACUGAGAAAGUCUCUACAGUACAAUGUACAGAAGAGAAAACCCAGUUUCCUCUUCCAGUAGAUUCAAAUGUAUCCGAUACUGCUGCUGCCCCUGUAAGUGAAAGUCACGGAGAUUGCAAAGUCAACGACAAUUUGGAGGAGUCCGUUGCUGAAAACUUGGAUGAGUCUGCUAUUAUUGUCAUACAGGCAGCUGUCAGAGGGUUUUUGGCUCAAAGAGAACUUUUGAAGCUUAAGAAACUGAUUAAAUUGCAAGCUGCUGUACGUGGACACCUGGUUCGGAGGCAUGCUGUGGGAACAUUGCGUUGUGUCCAAGCCAUUGUCAAAAUGCAAGCUCUUGUCCGUGCCCGCCGUGCUCGUAUGUCUAUGGAAAACUCUCACGGGAAGCAUGAAAAGGACUGUCAUAAUUCAAUGACCUCGGAGAUGACAAACUUGGAUGUUAAACCAAAUGCAGUAUCCACAUUAUCAAUUGAGCAGCUGCUUAGCAAUAGAUUUGCUCGUCAGCUAAUGGUAUCAACACCAAAGACCAAAUCAAUCCACAUUAAGUGCGAUUCUUCAAAACCAAAUUCUGCUUGGAACUGGCUAGAGAGAUGGAUGUCUGUUUCAUCAGCAAAACAGACAACAAAACCAGAGACAGAGAAAGAGCAACAACAAAAAGAGAACAAUGAAAUAAUUGCUUCCCAAGUUGGAGUCUCUUCUGAUGCUUUUGAUGAGUUGGCUGAUGAAAAGGAAACUGCUUUGCCAUUGGAAAGUGAAGAGAACAUGAUCACGUAUGAUGCGGACAAGUUUAAUUUCCAGACAUGUCCGGCUUAUUCUUCCAAAAAUGAUAAUCUAGAGCUACCUUUGUGUGAUAACAUACACAAACCUGACUUGAAAGUGACCUUCAUUGAGAUAAAUUCUCAUUUAAAUCAACCAAUCCAGUCAGACACAAUUUCCCAAACGGAACUCAGUUCUCCACUUAACGAGCCUGAAUUAGAGAGUGAGCAAGGCAAGCGAUCUAUGAAAAGGGUUGCAUCUGAACAACUGGAGACUGAAGGAAAGAAGUUGGCACCUGGAACAAGAAAGGGAAGUAAUCCUUCAUUUAUUGCUGCCCAGUCAAAGUUUGAAGAACUCAGUUUAGCAGCUAAUUCAAGUAGGUCAGUUGAUUCAUCCCAUCAAGAUGUUGUACUGGAAUCAAAAAUAUAUGCAGUAUCAUCAGAGACAGACACUGCAAACCAGACUAAAAAGCUCAGCGUUGCAGAAGAUGCUCCUGAUAACAUGAAGAUUCAGUAUGGUGGAUCUGAAUGUGGCACUGAGCUCUCUAUUUCUUCCACUCUUGAUUCACCUGACACAUCUGAAGUUGGAGCCACAGAAUAUGAGCACGAGUCCAAGGUUUCAAUGCAAGAAACAUCUAAUUCUCAGAGCGCAGAGAAACUAGAUACUGAAGUAAAAGAAGCUCCUGCUAACCCUGUGACCAAUUUGCUUCCCUCUGUUGAGGAUCAGGCAGAGAAACUCGGUUGUACCAAAGAGGAAUUGGAUGAUUCAAUUGUUGUUGUAGACUCAGAGAUGGAGAAGAAGCCAGAGAGAAGCAUGUCUGAUGUUCAGAGAGAAGUGGACUCUCAGAUGCAUCCUCAAUCAUACAGGUCAUCCCCUGAAGCUUCUCCUAGAAGUCAUAUGACAGUUCCUGAAUCACAAGGAACACCUUCAAGUCAGGUAUCACUGAAGGUCCAGAGGAGCAAAACCGACAAGUCUAGUUCAAAUAAAAAACGCAAGUUCCUGUCAGCAGGUAAGAGAUCUCCAUCAAAUCCAAAUCAUGACUCUGGUGCCAGAAGUAGCACAGAACAACUGCCUAAAGAUCAGAAAAAUGGGAAGAGACGCAAUUCUUUCGGUUCAGCAAGACCUGAGCAAAUGGAUCAAGAACCAAGAGAUAGUGGUAGCAGUAGUUCUCUUCCUCAUUUUAUGCAAGCAACAGAAUCUGCAAGAGCCAAGGUCAAUGCAAAUAAUUCACCUAGAUCAAGUCCAGAUGUGCAAGAGAGAGACAUUCACAUCAAGAAGAGACAUUCCUUACCUGGUGCAAAUGGAAGGCAGGGUUCACCGAGGAUUCAGCGAGCAACAUCUCAGGCACAGCAGGGUACGAAGGGAAAUGGUAGCAAUCCUAUUCAUGAGAGAAAAUGGCAGAGGUGAAGAGAUACUCGAGGCAUUGUGAAUUGAUGAAAGACUAUUCUGAAUAUGCAAGCUAUCGCAACCUGAGUCUUUCUCUGGCGAACUUGAAGUGGGGACAGUCUAGUUUUGUAUCUCAAAGUUUCUUUCCUCUAGAAUGACGAAUUAGUUGAUGUCGACAUGGCGUGGCCAGUUGCAGAGAAGAGAUAUAUAAAUAUAACCGAGUAAGGUGCAAUUUUAUUAUGUUGCAUUUUCCUGAGAGCGAUGUUGUGUGUGUUAUUCUGACAAUUUUUUUGCUGGUGAUAUUAAGUUUCUGGAAAAGAUGUGAUGUUUAUCUGAUAGUAACUCGAUGCUUCUACCAAGCACAAAGAUCUUGUAAUAAUUCUUUGUUUAUUUUCCUUUUUUUUUUUUUUAUAACUGGGGAGUGUUUGUAAUAAAUUAGUGAUUCAAUUCUUUAA
This is a messenger RNA of Carica papaya (papaya), 2977 nucleotides long. RefSeq names its product IQ-domain 32 (gene IQD32). Gene Ontology annotation, molecular function: protein binding. The record is from RefSeq and is a predicted model, not a curated record. Lineage: Eukaryota; Viridiplantae; Streptophyta; Magnoliopsida; Brassicales; Caricaceae.